This is a messenger RNA of Metopolophium dirhodum (rose-grain aphid), 2143 nucleotides long. RefSeq lists its product as uncharacterized. Lineage: Eukaryota; Metazoa; Arthropoda; Insecta; Hemiptera; Aphididae. The coding region runs from base 1540 to 1866 and encodes 108 amino acids. The record is from RefSeq and is a predicted model, not a curated record. The transcript has 10 exons.
GAUGCAACGUAACAAAUAAAAAUACAAAUGGUUGACACAAAUUACAAAUAUAAUGUCUGUUUAUAAUGUCUUGCCACAUGGGCCAACAAUCAAUGUAAGUCAUUUAAUAUAUCAUUUUGUUAAUGUUAUUCUAUGAUUUUCACUCAUCAUAGUAGGUACCUAGUUCUUUCUGCUAUAGUUGUAACAUGUACGGAUCAACUAUAUAUUCUUCCAUUGGUUAUCACUAGGGUUCGGAUUUGAAGGCAAAUGCCUUUCUUUUAUUAAUCAUAAUAGAAAAAUAAUUUUUAUACAAAAAUGUGUUUCAUUUAAUUUCUUAGACGAUGGAACCUUUUUUUUUUUGCCUUUUUUUGCCUUUUUACUUAUAAAUGCCUUUUUGCCUUUUUUUACCUUUUGUACUUAUAAAUGCCUAUUUUUUGUUUAAUUUUUCAGUUGAUUUUAUAAUUUUACACACAGCUUGCGUAUAUAGCUACAAAUGGGUUUUAUUAUUCGCAAUAUUUAUCGAUAUCGUCUUAUCGAGUAUAUUUAGGUAUUUACUGAGGACAGCCUAUCAAAAUACAUGGUAGUCAAUUUUUUUUUAAUACCAACUAGUUUAUUUUGCAUGCAGUUUUAAUUUUUAAUUUGUAUUUGUCUCAAAAUGUGUGCAAUUGAAAGUGUUUAAAAAAUGUUCUUUUUUUUAUUUUGUAGUAUAUUUAUGAAUUGCCUUUUUAUAUAAAUUAAAUGCCUUUUUUUGCCUUUUUUUACAUUUUAAAUGCUUUUUUUAUUGAUUAUAUUGCCUUCAAAUCCGAACCCUAGUUAUCACUGAUACCAAAUCAACAUUUAUUUUGUUUUAAACCAGCAUGUGGUUUAAAUUAUAUCAUAAAUUCACAUUAUUUUUAUAUUCUUAUAAUUAGAUUAACUAAUAAAGCAACUUUAAUUUACAUAUUAAACUUGUAUGACAUGAAAUUUCUAAGCUAGUAUAAAGUACGAAAUAGUUUGUAAAGUAAUUUUGGUUGCCUACCCUUGACGCCUUCAAUAUUUUCGGUAGAUAAGCUUUCUACAAGUUCAAUCUAUCGAAUGGUCCUUUGAAAUCAUCGUCUACCCUACAAUUAGGUUCCAGGGAAAUAUAAAAAAAAUCUCAAAUAAAUACAUUAUAUAGUUAUAUAAUAUAGAUCAUGUUAUAAUGGUAUGUCAUGCUGUGAUAAGAGACAUCGUGAUAACACAUGUGACUUUUGCAAUAUAAUCACAUUAUUUAAGCGACUUUCUUUUUAUCCUAUUCCAUCAUGUGUCAUUUAAACUGUAUAGUGGUAUUAUGUAUUAAAUAGUGUAUCAAUAAUAUACUACAGAAAUACCACUUUAGUUUGAAGAAAAUUUAUUAUAAAUGUUCUUAGGCAUGCAUUUAUAUUUCUUAAAUUAUUAUUAAUUUAUAUUUAUAUAAUUGUAUUGUCGUGGUUAAUUGUGUUAAUAUCAUUCUGUAGGUAUCUAAUUUGUAAAAUAUUUUUUUUCUUAUAGGAGAAAUAACCAAAGAAUAUGAAGACAUAGAAACCACUAUAUUACUACCAAAUGAGAAUGGUGAAGCAAGGAUCCUACAUGACUGCAAAUUCAAUAAACCAAACAUAUAGUAAAGAAAAUACGUACGAAAAUGUCAUUAUAUCAUUUCAUUUAACUUUUCUCAAUUUUACUGAGAAUGGCAGUAAAAUAGUUCAUGAACAAUUGAUGUUAUGGCCAGAAUCGAAACAAGGCUACUUGCUAACGCUGUUUAAAGAGUUACAAUUCCAGAAUAAAUCUAAGGAAUACUGGACUAAAACAAAGUGGUGCAUGAAAUAUUACAAUCUGCAACCGAUUGAAGAUACCACAUCUGUAACCAAUCCACCUUUACAGAAUAAAUAAAAAACUAGUUGGUUUUAUAGAAAUGUUAUUUUAUUUAAUAUGAUCUUUAACUGUAUUUUAAAAAUGUAUAAUAUUUACAAAAACCAAGGAACAUAUGCUAUAUACUAAUAUUAUAUUAAAAGUGUUAAUCAGUCCAUUUAAAUUAUUAUUUUUUUUUAUUUAAAUAUAUGAUGCAUAGAAUAAGUACAUAUAAAGUAUAAAAAUGUAUUAACAUUAAUGUAUAGGAAUAAUAUAUUUUAUGAAUUUACAAAAAAUAUACUGGUGUAUAAAAUAUUAA